This is a messenger RNA of Linum trigynum, 3030 nucleotides long. The record is from the annotation of a GenBank genome assembly. NCBI's taxonomy places the organism in Eukaryota, Viridiplantae, Streptophyta, Magnoliopsida, Malpighiales, Linaceae.
GUCCCGGUUCGAGAUGUUCAUAGAAAAAGUAACCGAAGCAAAAACACAAUCUCCUCUCAAUCCAUCAAUUUCCGAUUCCCUCUUCCUUCCCAUCCAUUUCUGGAGAGAAGAAAAAUAGAAAAAGAAAAGACUAAAGAGAGAACGAACAGUGAAGGCUGGCAAAGGCGCAAUCUCUCUCUCUCUCUCUGUUCUAUGGACAACAAGCUUUUCUUUUCCUAAUCACAAAUCAACGAACCCAUCUCCCAUCCCCACGCCCAUAUAAACCCCGCAGGCCACUCUUCCACUUGGCCCUAUUCUUCCAUGAAUUUCCAUUGCCCAUCUCUCGAUUCUUUCUCUUAUCGCUAGCUUUUUCAUCCCCCUUCAAUCGCUAUAGCCAGAAAGAAAGAAAGGCCGCAGAACCCGUCGUUUGCUUUCUUCCAACCCUCCCUUUUAUGUUCCUCAAUUCGACUCUCUCACUGAAAAGCUGCUAUCUUCUCACGAUUUCGGUUCGGACCCAUCGCCAGAUUUCCCAAUCUCGCAUCGGGAAAGCGUCUCUCCUUCUCUUUCCGCUGGUUAUCGCCUCCACCGCCGGAGACGGCAGCAAUUGCAGUUACCCGAGAGGCCCGGGAGAGCAGAACCCAGAAAGCGGCGGAAGCGGCAGCGAAAGCAUUAUGAAGGUCCAUCCUAUGCCCAAUAGGAGGAACAACAUAACAAUCCGGUACUAUGUAAAUCACGGUGGCGGUGGAAACAAUCAGAGAGGAGACAUAGCCGCCGUCGGCGGCGGUAACAAGAAGCUGAGGAGGCUGCCCCACAUUUUCAAUCGGGUUCUGGAGCUGCCGUUCCGGUCGGAUGCUGAAGUGGUGGUGGAGGAAAGCGCCGAUUGCUUCCGAUUCGUGGCGGAGGCGGACGAUGUCGGAGAAGUUAGGGCUCACACCAUCGAAAUCCAUCCCGGGGUAACGAAAAUCGUGAUUCGGCCCAAUGGGUACAUGGAAUUGCCGUCACUGGACGAUUUGGAGUUGGACAUGUGGAGGUUCAGGCUGCCGGAAUCAACCCGACCCGAUCUAGCCAGCGCGGUUUUCACCGACGGGGAGCUGAUCGUUACGGUUCCCAAAGGGGAGGAAGUGGAUGAAGAAGGUGAUAAUAAUGGCAGCAGGGGCUAUAGAGGUAUGGGUAACAAUAAUAACAAUGCCAGGCUUGUGCUUGUACAGUGAAUGGAAUGGAAUGUCUAUGAUAAAAAAAGGUCCUCUCUUUGCUCUUGCUCUUUCCUUGUUUUCUUCUUUUUCGGUUAAUGCUUCCAUUUGAAAUCGCUGUUGUUAACAGAUCCCAAGUUUUAGCCCUUGGAGGUGUUCUUCUGUGGUUGGGAAGACUAGACUUUGUAAUGCUUAGCUUUUUUUACCGUAUUGAAUGAACCAAGUAAAAGGUUCCAUUCACCUUCUGUUCUUGAAAUGUGGUUGAUUGAGCAAAUGACAUAAGAUGAGGAAUGGCGUUUGCCCGUUUCAUGAUGCUUCUCUUGUUGUUCGGACUCAGGAAGAGUCUCAUGCUUAUCUUCGUUGGUAGACAUAAGACAUGGUUAGGUUGCAUUCAAUUGUUUAACUGGGAAUCUUGAGAUCAUGUCAUGUUUGCUUGCUUUGUUACUGGAAAUGCUUUACUCUUUCAUGGUGACUAAGAAUAUAUUCUCAGGCACUAUCUGUAUCCUUUGUUAUGCCUGCCUAAUCUAGGACCCUUGAGUCUUGUAAUUGUCUUGUAGUUUAGCAUUAAAAUAAAAACCCACGAGGGGGUAGCAUAUCAAUCUUAAGGAAAGGGUAAUCUAAGAUCAGAGCAUUCUUAUUGACCAAGCUUUUUGAUCCACUUGUGCUUGAGUGAGUGUUCACCACCUUUUCUCUUUAGGAGCUCUUUUUGGUGUACACGUUUUUUUCAUUAUGUGCACUUUUUGUAGUGACUUAUGACCUGCUUUUAUUUCCUAUCUCAUCAGUAGUGACCUAAUUAUGCAUACCAAAACCUUGAUCUUGUUUUCUGAUUGAAAGAAGCAAACGACCAAGCCAUAGUUGAUAUGUGAUGCUCUAAAGCUUGACAGUUGAAUCCAUUGUUAGAGGCUUACAGUUCCAUUGGGGAAGAAUUUUAUUGCCCAGUAUCCAAAUGACAAAGGAUACUGGUUUUCCUCAUGUUGCUGCAAUAGCGCUAUAUGAUCCAUGGUUAUCUGAAUCAAAUGAUACGAUGUGUUGUUUCGUAAAAGAAUAGCUGCUGCAAUGCCUGCAUUGAUUGAGGUAACCCGUCUUGGGUUGUGGAUUUCUGCAUCAUGGUGAAAGGAAGUGAAGGAGGUGGCUCAUGCACUCAAAAAGCUGUUCAUCCAUUCUUUACCUCUGAACCCUGGUAAGCUUAAUAGUGAGUGGGGAAACGAAUGAAGCGUGGCAGAGGUGAGGGCCGAGACUUUAGCAGUAUCUAUGAGUAUAUUUGAGAUAAGGGCUGGAGAAUGAAGAAUAAGAAUAGAUGGCCGCCCAAAGCAGCAUCGUGUUCUGAGAGAUGGAGACAGCCUCUCAGUAUCGUGUAGUAGUGUAGAAGAAAGUGAUUCCUUGUUGUGUGGCGUUUGCACUGCACUGCAAGCCUUUUUGCCGUGUGGCUGACUACUUUUUGCCGUAUGAGUGUUCUCCAUGGUCCUCUUUGGGAUUUACGUAACAGCGGCAACCUUUUUCCUGGGAAUCUACUGCUGCUUCACAAAACCAACCUUGGUCCAAUUUCUGUGUGUUGCACCCGUCUGUCCCAAUCUGGAAUUCAGACCUGAAAGAGGUUCUCUCUUUUAUGAGGUGAUUCUUUUAAGUAAUCGUAACGAAAUUGAGUUGUUACUUUGGUUAGAUGGUACUUCUUUGCGUCACUCUUUCUUGGUUCCGGUGUGGGAUUCUUGAGUUGAUCAUUUUAACCAAGGGGAAAAGGAACCAAAGGACAACCCUUUUGGUUAUUUGACGGAAAGGAAGCCUCCAGUUUCUAUAUGGAAUUUGGACCAAACAACAAGUUCAGAUAUCACUUGGUUUUGUCCAAUGAAGUAAAAAUCGCGAU